AUGGCCGAAGCAACAGACAAAGAGGGGCUUCGGCAGCGUAAUGCCCCGCUGCAAGCUAAGUCAACAGAUGAAGCGCGGCAGACAGUCCUAGAGCUCAACGCUCUCGAAGACCAGAAAGAUGUCGCCGACGAGAAGGAUAAGAAGACUUUCGGCCGCACGCCCGACGGAACAGUAUUUACAGUUCCGUACACACACGACAUGGUGUCGCAGUUACUGUCUCCAUCGGAGCCCAAGAACAUAUCUGACAUUGCAGUCUUGUUCGUUCUUGCCGUCCACAUCUUCACCCUAUGGGCACUCCCACCAGGCUAUCGGAUACCGGUAUUUGGCUGCAUCUAUGCCUUCUGGAGAGCUGGCUACAAUGUCGGCAUUGGCUAUCUCCUGCACAUGCAAUCACACUAUCAAAUGCUGGUGCGAUGGGCGCGCAAAUCCAAAAUCUUCGUCAACCCUGCAACGGGCAAGAAUCCUCGACCUGGGCUGUACCGUUUCCUCAAACGCGAGUUCGAGACCAAGAUCCCGAAGGACUACGACUUCGCUGCGGCACCAAUCGAAUACAAUACAUGGCUACUCUUCAGGCGAGUCGUCGAUCUGAUACUCAUGUGUGACUUUGUGUCGUACUGCCUGUUUGCAUUCGCCUGUGCUCAUCAGCCGGCGGGAGAGGGAACCCUCAUGACUGUAGGAAGAUGGCUGACCGGCACAACACUCUUUGCCUUCAACAUAUGGGUUAAGCUUGAUGCCCAUCGAGUGGUCAAGGACUUUGCUUGGUACUGGGGCGACUUCUUCUAUCUGAUCGACCAAGAGCUCAUUUUCGAUGGUGUCUUCGAGAUGGCCCCUCACCCCAUGUACUCCAUUGGAUACACUGGCUACUACGGGAUGUCCUUGAUGGCUGCCAGCUGGACUGUGUGCUUCGUCUCCGUCGCGGCUCAUGCAGCUCAGUUCGCGUUCCUUGUCUGGGUCGAAAACCCUCACAUUGAACGAACUUACAGCUCUCCACCACCUCGCCGACAGGUCCAUACGCCACCACGAACAGCCAGUGGCCAGCGCCCGCCACCGUCAAGGACCGACACGGCGGAAACACCUGUCACUCACAACUUGCUUGGCCUCCAGAACAUUGAUUUUCAUCGCACGACGGACUCCUCAAUCUUCAUUAUACAACUGCUGUCGUUAGCUGUCACACUACUGACUCCAACAACGCCUGCCAUUCGAGCACUCUUUGUCUUCUUUGCAGGUCUCUGCCGAAUUUGGUACUCGGUUGGUAUCGGCUUCUUACUCAAUCGACAGUCGAACAAGAAGCGCUGGACUCGCCACUUUCUCAAAUAUGGUGAAAGCACUUGGGAAGCGUGGCGACAGUGGAAGGGUACAUAUCAUCUCAGUAUGACCAUGUGCUACGCUUCAUUCGUCGCCGCGGCGUGGAAAAGUUACACCUUCCCUGAGGACUGGAGCUCAAGCCUGGUACUAUUCAAGCAUGUCAUCGGAUCUGGUCUCAUUGCGCUACAAGUUUGGGUGGCUGCCAGCAUAUAUGGUCAGCUCGGCGAAUUUGGCUGGUUUUUUGGCGACUUUUUCUUCGACCAACAUCCAAAGCUUACUUAUGGUGGUAUCUAUCGCUUCCUGAACAAUCCAGAACGAGUCCUUGGACUGGCUGGUCUCUGGGGCAUUGCGCUCAUCACCAGCAGUAAGUCUAUCUUCGGACUAGCCUUGCUGAGCCAUACCCUGAGCUUGGCCUUCAUUCAAUUCGUCGAACGACCACACAUGCAGAAGCUGUACGGACGAAACCUGCGACAGGAUGCUGGCCUGGUACGUAGCCUGCGUCGAUCACUACCGCCGCCAUUCCGAGACUGGCAAGAGAACUUGGACAAAGUGCUCAGUGAUUCGUUCGACCAAGUGGAAAACCUCUUGGACUCUGCUCGACCGAAACUCCUCGAUGGAGUAAACCACAUGGCUCACGAAUCGAGAGAGUUCUUCAGCAAGUAUCCGAGCCUCUUUCAGAUGAAUAGGUUCUCCUCUGAACUCGUCGGUAUUGACACAGAGGAGUAUUCUUUGGAAAUCAUGGGCGGCACCGAGCCAUCGCCAGACGGCAAACACCUUCAAAUCGAAUAUGGCUCGCCGAUCAAAGUGCAAUGGACCGCGCCUCUCGAUCACUCCAGACUUGACUGGGUUGGUCUCUACAAGGUCUCCGACAACCCUUCCAAAGACUCAACAAAGGUCCCUUCGCAAGGCAGAUGGAUCGCCACCAACAAGGGCGAAUUUGAUCUCCUCAACUCCGAAGACGGUAUUCUCACAAGCGACGCCCGCACAAAGCGCACUAGCCCUCACACAGGCCAGCCUGAAGAGUGUGUCACAGGCAGCAUGCUUUUCUCCGGCGACAAGCUCUUCUGGACAAUCGGCGUCUACGAAUUCCGUUACCACCAUGCCGGUAAGCACAACGUCCUUGCCCUGUCGCCCAGAUUCGAGAUCAAGAUUCCACACUGGAAAGAAGAGGAUCUUGCUGUCACUAUGGGUCCGACUAUGACGGCGCAGACUGAGGCGUAUGUCCGUCAGGAUAUCGAGCGACUUUUGUUACCUGUCGUCCAGAACUGCUUCGAUCGGGACCCGGACAUUGCACCAUCCACAAGUCGGGAAGUAUUCGGAGGAUUAGUAGAGAGGGACGGAAAGUUUGCGAAGCGGGUAGUGUACGCGUUGCAGGAGAUGUUUGGGAUCGAGUUUGCGCCCGAGGUGGUCAAGGCAGAUGGCAAGGUCGAGAACCUGGCGUGGAGGGUUUGGGAGGCGAAGAAGGUUUUGGCUCCUUACAGCAUGACGCAGAGUCGUGGUACAGCUACGCCGGUCGAAACGUCGUCGCCCGUAGUUCGAAUACAAUGA
Cyphellophora attinorum is the source of this 2853-nucleotide messenger RNA. RefSeq names its product Phosphatidylethanolamine N-methyltransferase. Gene Ontology annotation, molecular function: phosphatidylethanolamine N-methyltransferase activity. Bases 1 to 2853 code for a protein of 950 amino acids. Gene Ontology annotation, biological process: phosphatidylcholine biosynthetic process. The record is from RefSeq and is a predicted model, not a curated record. Lineage: Eukaryota; Fungi; Ascomycota; Eurotiomycetes; Chaetothyriales; Cyphellophoraceae. The transcript has 4 exons.